CACUCUGCACUAUAUAUCACCAGAACGCCCACGAACAGCCUCCAAAUCAACACCCUGUCCAAUUUAGUCACCGGUUUCGACCCCAUUACCCUCGCUUUAUCAACCGCUCGCCAGAUCUACCGCCCGCAUAUACACAGCCCCUCGUCUAUCCCACCUUCCCGUCCAUCUCGCAUAGCACACAACAAGAGAACACUGCCUACGACUGAUCCUGUACCCUGACGUGCAACGACGACCACGCCGUACGGUCCACUUCCCACUCUCGCUAAACUACUUCAUCUACCCUCUUGAAAAAUGGCUGGUCCCGGUGGAGGCCCUUCAAGGCGCAGCCAUACCAAGUCCCGAAAGGGCUGCAAGACGUGCAAGAGGCGGCAUAUUCGCUGUGAUGAAACAUUCCCGCAAUGCCGCAACUGCACCAAGCACCAGGUUCGCUGCGACUACAUGGACAGUCCAACUGCCAUGAUGCCAGAGUCUCCCCAGUCUCCUCAGCAGCCCAACCUGCUCUGGACGCCCGAGAUCGAGGCCACCAUCGAACUCUGGAGACAGACGGGAGAGUUCCCUUUCCCCGAUCUCCGAGUAUACCCACAGCCGCAGUGGCGCGCCUUGACGACGGUUGACCUCCGUCUGGUGCACCAUCUUGCCUCUAUUUCGAAUGAGAUGUUCAGAAACAGGACCUCGAAAUCGACUCUCUGGACCGACAUGAUGCCCAAAUUCUUGAGCAUAGCCGCAACCCAUCCAUUCGUUAUGCACAGCAUCCUCGCCUUUUCUGCCUCGCACUUGGCCUGGAUCUCUCAAUCAACCGAAACCCGAAACCUCGCAUUCCAUCAUGCAAGUCUUGCUCUCAAGGGCUUGCACGACGGCAUCACCAACUUUACUAAGCACAACUCGGACGCAGUGCUUGCGGCGUCUCUCCUGCUUGCAUGGCAGGCGACAGACUGGCGAGGCUGGGCUUCUCUAGUCACAGGCACCAAAACCGUCAUCCAAUCCAUGCAGCCCUGGAGGCAUGAGUCUCUGUUCGCCGACUACAUUGCAGAGCACACACCUAUGCCAAACCGACACUUUAUGAACCCGAUCAGUACCCCGAUUUCGCCAGAAGCACGAAGAGAGCACAUGAACGCCUUGGUCGAUAUCCACGCCUCCCUGCAACGACUACAGCCCUACCUUACUCGCAAUGAACAGGAAUCGAAAUGGGUGGACCAACUAAAGGGCUACCUCGACCGCCUGAGAUCGUCUAAUCAACCGCAGAGCCCAGAAGAACAGUUCAAUCAACUAUACGCAUUACGGAAGUGGCUGUUCUGGGUCCCCAUCUCACUUCUAGCUGCGAAGCGUGGAGAUGUCAAUGUCCUAGUUGUUCUGGCUCACUUCUACGCUACCGCGCUAGCCUUGGAGCCAAUGUUCCCGGAUGUUGCUUCUGUCUUUGUUGCAGACCUCUCUCUUCGCCCAUUGGAGGAAAUAAACCAGUUGGUCCAGAGUUUCCAAGACCCACGAUACGAUGCGCGCAUGCAGACGAUGUCCUAUCUAGUGCAAUUUCCUAUCGACAUGGUUUCGUCUUACAAGACUCGGCGAGAAUGGUCUAGACAACAGAUGACAUCUAUUUCGCCGAUGCAGCAGCAGUCCGCCUACGCACUGGAGAGCAUCAAUCUGGACCUGGAAAACCACAUCGCACAAUACAGCUACGGCCAGAGCUUGUCUCCCGCCUUUGCUCCAUCACCGCUUACGUUCCUUCCCCAUGGCAUGGCUUCUGCACCGACAUCACCGUACCUCGAAGUCCCGCGAUCUGGUACCGUCGACACAUAUGGCACCGCUAGCAGCUACGCAUCGUCGAGCAGCUAUGCAUCUCCGCUGGGGUCGCCUGCAGCGCUGCUGCCGCCAUACUCGGCCCCACAGGAACAUGCAUUCGCGUUUGGAAUGCAAUCUGGUUAUCCCAGCGGGUUCGUGGCUACACCUAUCUGGACGUGAACGACGCGCUGAACGAUCCCCCAGGAACCAAAUGACUACUCCCAUGCAGAUUGUGGCUUCUCAAUCGCAUCACCACACUCCCGCGCUGGAUGAUGGAGAUGACAAAGGCCAGGCGUCCACUGCGGGGUACCUUCCCAGCCAGUACGACCACGCUUG
Messenger RNA from Alternaria rosae, 2112 nucleotides. RefSeq lists its product as uncharacterized. The transcript has 5 exons. Gene Ontology annotation, biological process: regulation of transcription by RNA polymerase II. Gene Ontology annotation, molecular function: zinc ion binding; DNA-binding transcription factor activity, RNA polymerase II-specific. The coding region runs from base 292 to 1956 and encodes 554 amino acids. NCBI's taxonomy places the organism in Eukaryota, Fungi, Ascomycota, Dothideomycetes, Pleosporales, Pleosporaceae. The record is from RefSeq and is a predicted model, not a curated record.